This is a messenger RNA of Cucumis melo (muskmelon), 1689 nucleotides long. Its product is annotated as probable protein phosphatase 2C 10. The coding region runs from base 486 to 1331 and encodes 281 amino acids. The transcript has 6 exons. Gene Ontology annotation, molecular function: protein serine/threonine phosphatase activity. Lineage: Eukaryota; Viridiplantae; Streptophyta; Magnoliopsida; Cucurbitales; Cucurbitaceae. Gene Ontology annotation, cellular component: nucleus; cytosol. The record is from RefSeq and is a predicted model, not a curated record. Gene Ontology annotation, biological process: protein dephosphorylation.
AUUAAUAUAAUUAACAAAAAAAAAAAAAAUUGUAGUUUGAUUUUCUCUCUCUUUUUCUCUCUCUCUCUCUCCUUUUUUUUUUUUUUUUAUUUGAUGAUUUUCUUUCAUUAUUCAAAUUGGCAACGACAAAUUUAAGAACCAAAAACUGAAACAAUAACAAAUAAACAAAAUCAACAACAAGAAGCUGAAGGCUGAAGCAGCGCCGCACACAAGGAGCAGCAAAACCGAACCCAACAGUUUUUUCUUUUUUCUGCUUUAAUUUGAUCAUUCAAGAGGAAAUUCAGAUUCUUAAAGGGGUUUAGGGUUGUGUUUUAAGGGGUUUCUUUCUUUGUUGUUCUUCGUUUGGAUUGUUGAUUUUUGGGAAUUUGAUGGUGCAGUUUGCUGAAUUUUGGAAGUGGGUUUGAUUCGAAUUUUCUUUUUGGAUUGGAUUAUUGGAGGGGAUAGAUGUUGAGAAAUUAGCAGAAGGGGAUUUCGGAAUUUGACUUAUGGAUAAGCUGUGCUGUUUUCAUGCUUCAUAUUCUGGGAUUAGAUCUGCGUUGAAUUACGGUAAAGGAAGGAGCCAUGAGGGGAUAAUCAAGUAUGGGUUCUGCCUGGUUAAAGGGAAAGCUAAUCAUCCCAUGGAAGAUUACCAUGUUGCUAAGUUUGUUCAGUUUCAAGAACAUGAAUUGGGGCUCUUUGCUAUUUAUGAUGGCCAUUUAGGAGAAAGUGUUCCUGCCUAUUUACAAAAGCAUUUGUUUUCUAAUAUCUUGAAAGAGGAAGAGUUUUGGGUUGAUCCCAACAGCUCCAUCUCAAAAGCAUAUGAGAAGACGGAUCAGGCGAUUCUGUCCCACAGCUCAGACUUGGGUCGUGGUGGAUCAACUGCUGUUACUGCUAUUUUGAUUAAUGGUCAAAGGCUAUGGGUGGCCAAUGUUGGAGAUUCACGUGCAGUUCUUUCUAGAGGGGGUGAAGCUGUACAGAUGACCAUCGAUCAUGAGCCGAAUACAAAUACGGAACGACGAACCAUUGAGAAUAAAGGUGGCUUUGUUUCAAACAUGCCAGGAGACGUACCUCGAGUAAACGGCCAGUUAGCAGUUUCACGAGCAUUUGGAGACAAGAGUCUAAAAUCUCACUUGCGAUCUGAUCCUGAUAUACGUGAUAUUAAUGUAGAUGCCAACACGGACAUAUUAAUUCUUGCCAGCGAUGGUCUAUGGAAGGUCAUGGCCAACCAAGAAGCAGUCGAUAUAGCACGAAGAAUUAAAGACCCGCUGAAGGCUGCUAAGCAGUUAAUAACUGAGGCUUUGGAGAAAGAGAGUAAAGAUGACAUUUCAUGCAUUGUGGUUAGAUUUAGGUGAUUUUAGCCUCUAAAUUUUUUUUCCUCCCCUCCAGAUUCAGUAUAUAACCCCCAAAUAAAGAUUUUCCUUUUAUGCAAUGGAAAUUUAAGUAUUAGGCCAACAAAGUAUAUACACACGUUUCGGGUAAUCCCUUGCGAAGGCUACGAUAUUUGUAGCCUGAAAAAAAGAAAAAAAAAAGAGUGACGAAUACCGUAUGUGUAAAUUUGAUUAGGCUGAUUAUGUUUAUAUUUUUUGAUAUGUUUUUUUUCUCUUUUUUUACUGAAGUUGACUUUGGAGUUUUGGUGUAUAAUAUGAUCUUAUUAUAUGUAAGGACUACGAAACCUUGUAGUCCAAGGAUAUGCCUUCAUGUUUGGUUUAA